Molecule: messenger RNA, 1995 nt
Organism: Ipomoea nil (Japanese morning glory)
Lineage: Eukaryota; Viridiplantae; Streptophyta; Magnoliopsida; Solanales; Convolvulaceae
Product: proline--tRNA ligase, cytoplasmic-like
Exons: 13
Coding region: 191-1741 (516 amino acids)
Biological process (GO): prolyl-tRNA aminoacylation
Cellular component (GO): cytoplasm; aminoacyl-tRNA synthetase multienzyme complex
Molecular function (GO): proline-tRNA ligase activity; ATP binding
Source: RefSeq, a predicted model, not a curated record
UAACCUAAACAUACAGGAAGGAACGACGUCGUUGAGGGGUGAAUAUUUCGCAAAAGAUACCAUUAUCGCAGUCUCGUUAGCACUUCAGCAGCCUCGCAGAAAAGCUACGCCGAAUCUUCUCCUCUCCCCCGUCGCCGAUCGCCUUCUUCAUCAGGUGGUUUGCUUGGGAGUUUUAUGCGUAGUUGCCCACAUGGCUGGCAAGGAUUCAAAAAGUGGCAAGGAUUCAAAAAGUGCAAGUGCUUCAAGUGCUCAGGGGAAGAAGAAGGAAGUGAAGAAAGAGACUGGUCUUGGUCUUACUUACAAGAAAGAUGAAAACUUUGGGGAGUGGUAUUCUGAGGUAGUUGUUACCAGUGAAAUGAUUGAGUAUUAUGACAUAUCUGGUUGUUACAUUCUGCGGCCAUGGGCAAUUUCCAUCUGGGAGAUAAUGCAAACCUUUUUUGAUGCUGAAAUUAAGAAAAUGAAGAUCAAGAACUGCUACUUCCCACUUUUUGUGUCUCCUGGCGUUCUGCAAAAAGAAAAGGACCACAUAGAGGGUUUUGCACCUGAGGUUGCUUGGGUUACAAAGUCAGGAGAGUCUGAGUUGGAAGUCCCUAUUGCAAUUCGGCCAACUAGUGAAACAGUUAUGUAUCCUUAUUUCUCUAAGUGGAUAAGAGGGCAUCGCGAUUUACCUUUGAGACUCAAUCAGUGGUGCAAUGUUGUGCGUUGGGAGUUCAGCCAUCCUACUCCUUUCAUUAGAAGCCGUGAGUUUCUAUGGCAAGAAGGGCACACUGCUUUUGCAACAAAGGAGGAGGCAGAUGCAGAGGUUCUUGAUAUUUUGGAACUGUAUAGAAGGAUAUACGAAGAAUACUUGGCUGUUCCUGUCACCAAGGGAAAGAAAAGUGAGCUUGAGAAGUUUGCGGGUGGACUCUAUACAACAACCGUUGAGGCUUUUAUUCCAAACACUGGUCGUGGUAUACAAGGUGCAACUUCGCACUGCUUGGGGCAGAAUUUUGCAAAAAUGUUUGAGAUCAAUUUUGAAAAUGAGAAAGGAGAAAAAGCUAUGGUCUGGCAGAAUUCAUGGGCCUACACUACCAGAACGAUUGGAGUGAUGAUCAUGGUUCAUGGGGAUGAUAAAGGGUUGGUGUUGCCACCAAAAGUUGCAGCAACCCAAGUGAUUGUUAUUCCUGUGCCUUACAAGAAUGCUAACACACAAGGGAUCUUUGAUGCAUGUGAUGCCACUGUUAAAAAGUUGAGUGAAUCUGGUAUUCGUGCGGAGGCGGACUUGAGAGAUAACUAUUCACCUGGGUGGAAAUAUUCUAACUGGGAAAUGAAGGGGGUUCCUCUUAGGAUUGAAAUAGGACCCAGAGACCUUGACAAUAACCAGGUAAGAGCUGUGAGGCGUGACAAUGGUGCUAAAACCGACAUUCCCAUGGCUAACAUAGUUGAACAAGUAAAAGAUAUGCUCUCUACUAUUCAACAAAAUCUCUUUGAUGUUGCAAAACAAAAGCGAGAAGCCUGUGUCCAGAUUGUGAAAACCUGGGAUGAAUUUGUGAAUGCUCUGAAUGGAAAGAAGUUGGUCUUGGCUCCUUGGUGUGAUGAAGAGGAUGUUGAGAAAGACGUGAAGGCACGGACUAAAGGAGAGAUGGGCGCAGCAAAGACACUUUGUUCUCCAUUUGACCAGCCUGAGCUGCCAGAAGGAACGCUGUGCUUUGCAUCGGGCAAGCCUGCCAAGAAAUGGACUUACUGGGGCCGAAGUUAUUGAUAUGUUAAUUACACAAUCAUGAUACUGUAAUCGUCUUGGACAAGAGUAUACUUUCUGUUGGCUUCAGUUUUCGUGAAAUAGAAGUGAAGUGUCCCCAUCAAUUCUUACAAAGGAAAUGAACUAAUUUUAUGACUAGAACUCUGUCAUUGAUCACUGUUUGAACAAUUCAGUUGAAGAAGUCAUGUUUUCUUUUGUUCAUUUGUCAUUUUUAAAAUCAGUUUCUGUAUUAUGAUAUGAGUAGGCAUUUUGGAGCA